GUCAAUUACGUCACUCGACCAAUCAGAACGGGGAACGAGAUGCGCUGCGAGCUGGAGGACGUGACUGAGGAACAAAACUUAUUCCACUAACUCGCCCCUGACAUCAUUUGCCGGUGACGUUAGCUAGUGUUUGCAAGGCAGCAAACACGAGUGUGCAGAAGUUGAACCCCACAGGACUAAAAAUGGACUGGUUGCACUGUAACCAGUGCUUCACCAGGAGAGGGUCCAGGUUUGCUGUAUCCAGCUGUGGCCACAUCUGCUGUGACGCAUGCAUUAAAUCCAAGCAGUGCAGUGUAUGCGGGGCCGGCUGCAGUUACUUGUUCAUCACAGAUGAGAUGAAGCCACAGGAAAAGGUGUUUUUCAAGGACCCUGCGAAGCUCAUCAAGUCACGGCUGGAGCACAUUUCACAGAUUGCAGUUUUUCAGCGUACGCAGACAGAGAGAGUGACGGCGCAUUUCAGGCACAAGUCUGUUGAACUGGAAAGGCGUCUGAAAGAAGUCACUGAGCAGGGUUUCAGGCAACUCUCUGAGCUGAAAAGAGAGAACGCCGUAUUAAAAAAGCAGCUUUCAGACCUGAAAAGAGAGACGGAUGAUUUGAAAAAGCCGCUUUCUCAGCGCAGGGUGUCUCCAGGACAGCUUCAUACAAACGGAAGUCAACGGAUGUCCCUUCCCGUGGCCGUCACAUCUCCAGUUACCCCUCGUUCAAGAACCAUGAGCUACUUUGGCUCAGAAGAGUCUCAAGGGUUGGCCAGAGAGCGGGGUCGCAGUCCAUCCUCUCUCACAACUCCUGGAUCAGUUUCCUCUAUUUCAAGCCACAGUUCUCUUCAUGAAUAUGUACACAGAACACCCACGUCCUUCAGCACUCCUAUGAGAACUCCACGUCAGACACCUGUUUUCCCGUUCCAUUUUAUGAGCGGAUUAUCAAUACAUUCACCCCGAAAUUAGUCGGGUGACGCCUGACAAUUGGACCAGUUAAGGAGUCUGUAACAAUUGUUUAAUUUGUCUUAA
This is a messenger RNA of Pungitius pungitius (ninespine stickleback), 1007 nucleotides long. RefSeq names its product RING finger protein 212B-like. Bases 183 to 944 code for a protein of 253 amino acids. Gene Ontology annotation, cellular component: synaptonemal complex. Gene Ontology annotation, biological process: reciprocal meiotic recombination; homologous chromosome pairing at meiosis; protein sumoylation. NCBI's taxonomy places the organism in Eukaryota, Metazoa, Chordata, Actinopteri, Perciformes, Gasterosteidae. Gene Ontology annotation, molecular function: SUMO transferase activity. The transcript has 13 exons. The record is from RefSeq and is a predicted model, not a curated record.